AUGUCUGGUCGUGGUAAAGGUGGUAAAGUUAAAGGCAAGGCAAAGUCACGAUCAAAUCGUGCUGGAUUACAAUUUCCAGUUGGUCGUAUUCAUCGAUUAUUGCGUAAAGGCAAUUAUGCUGAACGCGUUGGUGCAGGUGCUCCAGUCUACUUAGCUGCCGUUAUGGAAUAUUUGGCUGCUGAAGUUCUUGAAUUGGCUGGCAAUGCAGCACGCGAUAAUAAGAAGACAAGAAUCAUUCCUCGUCAUUUACAGUUGGCCAUACGUAAUGAUGAAGAAUUGAACAAAUUAUUGUCUGGUGUUACAAUUGCACAAGGUGGUGUAAAUCCAAUUGAACGCACCACCCACACUUCGAUGAAAAUAAUAUUGCUACGAGCAAGUGAAGCGUGUGCUAGGUGCGCGGAGUAUCCUGCUACACCAGCAGUUAUGCUUUUAUGA
Messenger RNA from Teleopsis dalmanni, 435 nucleotides. RefSeq names its product histone H2A-beta, sperm-like. The record is from RefSeq and is a predicted model, not a curated record. Gene Ontology annotation, molecular function: DNA binding; protein heterodimerization activity; structural constituent of chromatin. Lineage: Eukaryota; Metazoa; Arthropoda; Insecta; Diptera; Diopsidae. The transcript is spliced from 2 exons. The coding region runs from base 1 to 435 and encodes 144 amino acids. Gene Ontology annotation, cellular component: nucleosome.